GUUCUUCGUCAGCGCUCCAUAAACGCCAUUUUCGAAUUUAUGUGUUGGAUGUAUAAUUUGGGAGGGGUGUACAUUCGAAUAGGAGAUUGAUGAUUUACUACUAAAGAGUGUUCUUUGUAGUGCCUUGUGUGAUAGAUGAACAGAAUCAGCCAAAUUGUGUUCGUCUACAGAAAUACCUUGCAUCACGUUUAAGCCGACUGCUAUGGAGUGACCGCAGCCAUGGCGUCCCUCAGGCUGUCUUGUCUCGGCCUGCUGUCCCUGCUCGCGCUCGCCGCGUCCCACCAGACCUCCGAGGAGGACUUCGCCUUCGAGCCGUCCACCAGCGAGGAGUCUGACUUCCCCGUGCCGCUGGGCCGGCCGCGGCCGUCGUGGGCGCUCGUGCAGAGGCUGUGGGGGGUCCCCGACACCUUCGCCCCCGUCGGGAAGCUGCUGCACCUCGCCGUCCCCAACGACGCCUUCAAGGGGGACGUGGACCGCUACGAGGCAAGCGGACCUCGAGGCACCCCCUUGCCACGGUGGCUCUCGUUCGACCGGUCAGCGGGCAUAUUUGAAGGUGUUCCAAGCCCCAAGGACGAGGGAGAAGUAUACAUCACGGUGAGGGCGCUCGGUGCUGAUCCCCACAACUGGGCCAAAGACGUGUUCUCCAUCGAAGUGACUGAUCAGUCCCCUGCAGAUAACAUUAUAUCAGCGCUCGCUGCUCCUCUGGACAGUCACAAGGUGACUUGUGAUGUGGGGGAAGACCCAGCCCUGUUAACAAUAGUCAUGGAUGGCAAGUUUGAACACAUGAAACCAAAGCAACGCAUCUCCGCCAUCAAGAACCUCUCUGGCUUUCUUGGUCUUCAUCACAGCUUGUUUCACCUGCAAGCAAUGCCAUCUCGCGUGGACUUACAAGGGAGUGGCGUGCUCAUGGCUGGACCAGGAAACGUCAGGAAAAAGAACAGCAAAUAUUCUACAGCACUUCAGUGGCAGGUGGGCUGCGACGGGCACGUCUGGAGGAAGCACUCGCGCGCGCUGGAGCGGCUAAAGCUGCAGGCGCAGGACGGCACGCUCGCCGAGGUGCUGCAGCAGCCGGUGGUGGGCUGGCACGUCAGGACAGAGCCGGCCGCCGCGCGGCGCAGCCGACGAGAGGUCCAGACUGGGUCUGGUGACGGAGAUGACUACGAAUACUACGACUACGGCGAUGACGUAGAAAGUGCAACUGAACCGGAUGUGACGCCCGAACCACGAAUCAUCCCCACCAUGUCUUCACCAACGUACCCACAACCAACAGACAUGCCUCAUUUGCACAGGCAUCAUCACGGAGAAUCUCCUAAUGACACUGUAAAGACUCUUGCGGAAAUAACGUCGGCUAGUGAAGUUGCGUACACCCUGCCUACCAGUCCAGUUUAUGGGACUAUACUGCCUACACCAGUCUUGGUCCCGGUGCGUCCUACACAGGUGCUAGCGAGUGAAGUGCUUGUGGAGGCAACCAGAGUUUACAACAAUUUUGCAGAAAUAACUCCGUCCGCCACCCCGGUGCUGGAGACAGAGGUGGAACCCACAGUCACCACUGAGCAGCCUACAAUGCAGGUCACCGAGCCACUCCCUUCAGUUGGUAGCAGUGGCGUCAGCAGCAGUGAAGCUGAGUCCAGCAGUGGUACCACUACUACCACAACCACAACAAUAACCACCACUACCACCGUCUCAACAGAAGAUUUGCCUGCCACUGAGGAGUCUUCAACUACCGAGGAGGCAUCAUCGAAUACCUCUCCGGCGCUAACGCAUCGAACAUCGACGCCUCCUGGCCCUGAUGAGGAGAUUGUGUUUGGAGUUAAGAACAUACCUCCCAACACAGGCACUUUGCUGCCCCGUCUUCCGGUCACAGCUGGAAAAGCUAUCAGAUAUGUUAUUCCAGAAAAUGCAUUCUCAGAUUUGGAAGAUGGUAGCACAAGAAAUCUCCAGCUUACAUUUUUGGCUCCUAACAACAGUACCAUUUCACCAAACAAUUGGCUUCAAUUCAAUCCAGAAACCCAAGAGGUUUAUGGUUUGCCACUCGAUGAGAACGUGUCCCGCUGGCCGUACAUCCUGGAGGCGACGGACAGGGAAGGAGCGAAAACUUCCCAGCAGUUGGUGGUCUGGGUCCAGCAGCAUAAAGGCUCAAGGGCGGUGCACCACGAGUUCUCCCUCCACUUGCGGCUGGAGAAGAAGUUUGAGUUCCCGUCGGUGGUCGACUGGGAGAUGCACGUGUUGGACAGCUUGGCGCGACUGUACGGAGACGCAGACACCAGCCAGAUCACCGUGCGAAACGUCUCGCUCCAGGUGGACCCCAUCAUCUUUUCCUGGACGAAUGACUCGCUGCCACGGACCCACUGCCCAAAAAAAGAAAUUGAUGAUCUCUUUAAGGUGAUGGUGCUGAACGAUAAUGGGGACCCGUCGACCGCCCUCAAGGACGCGCUGCUGCCGUCGGUGCGGGUGAAGAAGGUGACCUACCGCGGCCUCGGGCAGUGUGAGCCCGCCCCCCCUCCGGCCCCGCCCCGCACUCCGCAGGACAACUUCCCCCCCGUGGCCAGGAACCAGGUGGACCACAUCAACGCCACGGUCGGCCAGCUCCUGGUGUUCAAGGUGCCCGAGGAUUCCUUCUAUGAUCCCGAGGACGGCAGCGCCCGUCACCUGAAGCUGUCGCUGCUGACAAUGAACCGGAUGCCGAUCGACCCCACCCACUGGCUGCAGUUUGAUGCCAAGAACCAAGAGUUUUAUGGGAUACCCUCCAGAAAUGAUGAGGGCAGGAGAGAAUACCAACUGGUUUGCGAGGACAGUGCAGGGCUGAUGGCCAAUGAUGGCUUGGUGGUGGUCGUGCACCCCGCCCCUGCGUCGCUGUACAAUGUUGAGUUCCGAAUGAAACUGAACAUUCCGUACGAAUCUUUUGUACAGAGUGCUGCACAGAAACGCAAGUUUGUCGAGAAAGUUGGUGAACUUUUCGACGACCACAACACGAGCACAGUGGUACUGAAAAAUAUCACUCAAGGCAGUACGGUCAUAUCGUGGUUCAAUCGCUCACUUCCGGUGGACCACUGUCCACAUUCGGAAAUCCGGCAGUUGAAACAGAUGCUCAUAAAAGGCGAUGGAAGCACGUCCGAACGUGUGGCGAUUGUCAUGGGUCAGGAAUUUCCCGUCGUGAACUUGGAACUCGUACCGAUGGGACUGUGCCAAGGAGGCUCGACCAGAGUUCAUGAACCUGAAGUGGAUAGGAAUUUGCCAGUUGACGAAACAGCACCUGACGACUCCCAACCUGUCAGCUCUUCCGAAGAAUACCUCGUGACGUUCAUAGUUCCAGCGGUGAUAAUAGCUGCCAUGCUACUGCUGGCUGGAGCGGUGGCCUGCGUUCUGUACCGGAGACGCCGCACCGGCAAAAUGAACGUGGGGGAGGAAGAUGAACGCCAAAGUUUCCGCAACAAGGGCAUACCUGUCAUCUUCCAAGACGAGCUGGAAGAACGCCCAGACCCGGGCAACAAGAGUCCGGUGAUCAUGAAAGAGGAGAAGCCACCCUUGCCACCGCCCGAAUACCAGCGAGGAAAUGAGGAUAGGGCUUCACCCCCUCCCACGGCAGCACACCCCCUCUUGGGAGGGGACCCUCCUUCUGACGAUGCUCCCUAUCAGCCUCCCCCGCCCUUCACUUCCAACCGAGACUCUGGCCGUCACAACCGCCCCAUGCCCACGCCCAUAUACCGCAAGCCACCCCCGUAUGUACCUCCCUAACACGUACGAGUCCCUAUACUAGACGAGGAGAUGAUCACCCGGUGCCUUCCACGUACCACCGCUUGGCCCCAUCCACGACAAUACUGCAAGUUGUCUUCAUUCCACAUUUAGUGUAGUGUUGGUGCCACUGCCAGGACGGGGGCAAAUGUCUCUUCGUGUAUGCAAAACAAUGACUUUUUUAUGUGUAUAUGUUGGCCAUUGUGAUAGUGAAACUAACGUAAGUUUUUAUAAAUGAAUUGAGACUUUGAUUUUCUGAUGUAGUUUUUUUUUGAAAGUGAAUAGUAUUUUGUAUGAUACCGGAGCAGCAUUCAAGAUACUCUACAGUUAGUUUCAAGAAUUUCUUUGAAGAACAUAAAUGUGGUUUGUUUGAAAACAUUUGAACACCUGCCGUAAACACAUGUUGCAUAGAAACGUUAUGCUAAGUUACCACAAACAUUGUAUGUAUACUUUCCUACUUAGGCUUUGAACUAUUAUUUAGUUUAUUUGUGUGUAUGAGAGGUACACAUAAUGGAAGUGAAAUAUCUGUCAUAAAACAUGUUAAAAAAACUCUAAAGCAUGUGUAAACUGUACUGAUUGAAAUUAUUUCCUGGCCUGAAUUAUUGAUGAUCAAACUUUUUUUUUAUAAAAUUUUAAUGUGGACAUAGAAAGUUGGCAACCAUGCAGUUAUAUCUGUUAAAAUAAUUCCUAGUAGUGAUAAAAUAAGUGUGUGAUAUAAAUAUUCAUAAAAUGCUAAACAAAGAGAUGUAUUUUUCUUCUUCGUAUUGUGUCCAAUUUUGUUAUAUAUUAUUUUGUCCUGUACUGAUAUAGCUUAACAUUUGAUCAUGUAAUUUUUUUUAUUUCAUGUUGAAAUAUUAUGCACUUUGUAUUUAUUUUGUGGUAUAAAACAAACUGUACCAUGACAUAAUUAAUAAAUUUAGAUUAUGUUGUAA
Messenger RNA from Bacillus rossius redtenbacheri, 4664 nucleotides. RefSeq names its product dystroglycan 1 (gene Dg). Lineage: Eukaryota; Metazoa; Arthropoda; Insecta; Phasmatodea; Bacillidae. The record is from RefSeq and is a predicted model, not a curated record. Gene Ontology annotation, cellular component: sarcolemma; dystrophin-associated glycoprotein complex; dystroglycan complex. Bases 220 to 3735 code for a protein of 1171 amino acids. Gene Ontology annotation, molecular function: laminin binding; calcium ion binding. The transcript has 14 exons. Gene Ontology annotation, biological process: axon guidance; nerve development; morphogenesis of an epithelium.